This is a messenger RNA of Acaulospora colombiana, 748 nucleotides long. The record is from the annotation of a GenBank genome assembly. NCBI's taxonomy places the organism in Eukaryota, Fungi, Glomeromycota, Glomeromycetes, Diversisporales, Acaulosporaceae.
CCGAUUGACCAUAGAUCAACUACUUUGCCUCUUGGAGGAAAACAGUGGUAGUACUCCGGACUCAUUCUCGAGGAAACCAGAUAUCCUGGGCCUUGUCAUUAAGCCGAAAGGGAAGUCCACGACUCCACUCCCGCCAAGGCAACAUAUCUCAACUAGUGAGGCAUUGGUGGAUCGUAAAGAACCCCGUCCAGUCCCCACCAUCAUGCAAGUGGCUAGUUCCACGGUUGGAACACCUCCCGUUAUCAGCCGCUUAGACCUAGAGGAAAUUCAACAAGACAUUCCAAAUAUUGUAACUCCAUCAUGGUUCACCAAGAUCUCUUCACAAGUUGGUGAAAUCUCUAACGGGAAAUUGAAGGCAGAUGAAUGGCGUAGCUUAUUCACGGUCUAUCUUCCCCUCAGUAUGACAAGACUGUGGGCAAGUUCUAAGCACCACCGAUUACAUUUGAAGAGUCUGCUUAUCCUCUCAAUAAUUGUCAAUAUCACAUGUUCCACUACUAUCUCCGGUGCCCUCAUCAAAUGCUUCAAUGAUGCCAUUCGACUGUACCUCCGGAUCAUUUCGGUGGAAGAUGGAUGCUCCCUUGUUAUCAAACAUCAUUUAUCACUCCAUCUUACCACUUUCAUGGAGGCUUUUGGUCCAUGCCGGACUUAUUGGGCGUUCCCAUAUGAACGCUUGAUAGGGAAGCUGCAGAGGACUCUAUACAGUCCAUCGAUAGGUAUGAGUGGUGCUAGCUCUCAGUCGCAUCGCUGA